AUGUCCAGGCUGGACGAGUUUUCCGAACUUAUGGCAGCUGAGUCGUAUUCGUUUCUAUGGUUGUAUGAUUCAUCAACUGAACGGAUUUUUUCAAACACGGAACGAUCGUUGGUCUCUUUAGAUGGCACACUGUAUUUUUCUUAUGUCACGAAAGACGAUGAAACGAGCUAUGCUUGCUCGUUGUCGUUGUCGUCCACUCAGUCCGGUCAUUAUGGUCCGUUCUUUCAACUUAACGUGCCCCACUCCCAGGAUAUCCCAUUCGCCCCUCGAAUCGACUCAGCUCAACCACAGGUCUUUCCCGAAUCGCCAACUGUUGGCGGAACCGUAUAUCUGGAGUGUUUCGCCUAUGGAAAUCCGAUACCGAUCUACAAAUGGACGCGUGUGGAUGGGAGACGAGUGAACAAAAAAGCAGUGCUGAUGCAUUAUGGACGAGUUUUACGAAUAGACCACGCUGAAGUGACUGAUGCCGGCCGAUACAAGUGUUCAGCUGGAAAUUCGCUUGGUGUGGCUGCAAGGGAAGUCACCCUGACCCUAAAAACUCCUCCUACGAUCAUCAUUCCACUUUCGGAUCGUCUGGUCGCUUCGUCAUAUGAAUUCACUCUGGAAUGUCCCCUUCCUACUAUGGAUUCACACUCUUCUGUGGAAUGGUUCAAGGUAAUUUUACUACUUGAAGAAAAGGCUGGGGUUCAUUAUGAAUUCAACGGAAUGAAAUCAAAGAAAGUUUAUACGAAUCAGGAUUAG
Messenger RNA from Haemonchus placei, 741 nucleotides. Lineage: Eukaryota; Metazoa; Nematoda; Chromadorea; Rhabditida; Trichostrongylidae. The record is from the annotation of a GenBank genome assembly.